Molecule: messenger RNA, 2209 nt
Organism: Spea bombifrons (plains spadefoot toad)
Lineage: Eukaryota; Metazoa; Chordata; Amphibia; Anura; Pelobatidae
Gene: BAG3
Product: BAG cochaperone 3
Exons: 4
Coding region: 216-1796 (526 amino acids)
Biological process (GO): positive regulation of transcription by RNA polymerase II; hippo signaling; protein stabilization
Cellular component (GO): cytosol; cytoplasm; nucleus
Molecular function (GO): protein-folding chaperone binding; adenyl-nucleotide exchange factor activity; transcription coactivator activity
Source: RefSeq, a predicted model, not a curated record
CUUUGCUGUGUCAGACCCCAGCAGGUCCCCGGACAGACUGUUCUGCCUCGAGCUGCCCUUUUUACCCCCAGUAGGGGUAUUUGUCAGCCCCAUCCGCUGCCCCCCUAGUUGGCACCUGCCCUUCCCCUGCAGUGACUUCCAGAGAUUUCCACCCCUUUCUGUGGCGUCACUGCGGGGCGGUAGAUAAAGCCCCUGGCAGGGUGAGAGGAGGCAGAAUGGCUCAUUACCCCCUUACACGCAGCAUGAAGACCGGACUCCACACCAGCGACCCCCUGCCCCCCGGAUGGGAGAUCAAGCUGGACCCCCACACCGGGUGGCCUUUCUUUGUGGAUCAUAAUAACAGAAUCACCACGUGGAGCGACCCCCGGCUGCAGGACACCGGCAAGAUGGGCCAGUCUUUGGCCAACGGACCCUCUCAGGAAGGCCACAAGCCGGCUCCCUUAAGAGAAGGGAACGCCUAUUACCCUCAGCUCCGUCCGGGUUAUAUCCCGAUACCCAUCAUCCACGAAGGCCUGGAGAACCGGCAGCAGCACCCGUGUUACGUUCUGCAGCAGCCGGGGAUGCAGAGAGUGAGGAGCGAGCCGGUCCCGAGCCACAAGCGUGCGCAGUCCCCUCUGCGGAGUUACACGCGCCCGCAGUCCCCCGGCCGCGGCCGCCCAGAGUCUCCUCCGCUCGACCGGCAAGGGGGGCAGGUCGGCGGAUCGCCGGCACCAAGCGGGUCGCCACAAGGACCAUCGCCCCCUCCUUCUACGACAGACUCCCAAAGCAACUUGUCCCAAUCCCCCGGCAGACAGUCUCCUGGAAGGCAGAGCGUGGGAGGCCACCAGCUGCCCCGUGGCUACAUCCCCAUACGUGUCAUCCAUGAGAAUAACGUGCCACGGCAGCCCACCCACAGCUUCCAGUUUGCGCCGAAGACUCAUUAUUCCCAGCCGCCCGGAGAAUACCAGCCACACCAACCGGUCUUCUGCAAAGUCCAGGACGAGAGGGACUCCAGAGCAGCUCCGGCGCAACCUGCGUCCAAAGCUGCACCACGGGUGCUCUCUAGUCGAGAAAACUCACCGGUCAGAAUUGUGACUCCGGCUCCUUCCGGUGAAAAGCCUCAGGUGCAGCAGAUCCCCGUUCAGCGGGAAUCCCCACCGAGGAAUCAUCAGGACAAUCAGCCAAGCUCUCCGGUCUCCGCCGAGCUGCCCACCUACGCUCCGAUUCAGAUGACCUUCACGGAGGCAGAAUGUAAACCUCCUCCCCGGAGAGCGGUACCCGAAAAGGUCGAGAUGAAGAUCGAAAGCCCUAUUCAGACUCCUCCGGCGGAAGAGGCGCCACCUCCGUAUGAGUCUGUCCCUCAGAAGGAGCCGGAAGCCGCCGAGUCCCAGCAGAAGCACCCGGGCGUCCUACAGGUAGAGAGGAUCCUGGAGAAGGUGGAGGCCUUAGAAAAGGCCGUCGAAGACUUCAAGGGUAGAAGAAGUGAGAAGCGGUAUCUGGUGCUGGAGGAAGACCUCACUAAAGCUCUGCUGGCGUUGGACUCGGUAGAUCCAGAAGGUCGCGUUGACGUGCGUCAGGUGAGGCGGGAUGGUGUCAGGAAAGUCCAGAACAUUCUGGAAGCUCUGGAGCAGAAAGCUUCUGAAGGCACAGAAGGCGGCCAAGCCAUGGACUUAGCCGGUAGCUCCCAGGAUUCCAUGGAGGUUGAGAACACGGCGGACAGAAGUAACGUGGCUCCUGGCUCUUCAGACCGGGACAUUUCUCGACCCAAGGAAGAGCGAGCCCCCGACCCGUCCUCGUCCGCUCCCGACGGACACUAGUUACUUGCUGACGGGAAACCUCUGAACUCUCGAGAUGGGGUUGGGUUUGGAUUUUGCAAUUGAAAGGCUGCAUGUGUUUCUGUCGUUUUAUCACCCACUGGUUUUCACGCCACCAAACGUGGUCACCGAGAACCUCUAGGACUGCUUUCCUUGAAUGAGAUGUAAUUGCUUAAGCAAACAUUAUUUCCUCCCCGGUUAUCACAAGCAGCGUAGCCACGAGAUGGUCCUGCGCUGGGGAGGGCUUUACCCGGGAUAUCAAUGCUGUAACUUUACAGCAGCUAUAAAGGGUUAAUCGUCAUUAUUUAAAGGGACACGCACACCGCGCUCAGGGCCACACACCCGCUAUACCGUCAGGAGCUGCGCAUGCCGCUGGCGUUGCCCCUGCUCCGAGCCCACGUCCCGUCCACAACGCG